Messenger RNA from Brassica napus (rape), 687 nucleotides. RefSeq lists its product as uncharacterized. Lineage: Eukaryota; Viridiplantae; Streptophyta; Magnoliopsida; Brassicales; Brassicaceae. The coding region runs from base 1 to 687 and encodes 228 amino acids. The transcript has a single exon. Gene Ontology annotation, molecular function: nucleic acid binding. The record is from RefSeq and is a predicted model, not a curated record.
AUGAAAAUAAACGAUGAUACAGUGAUUGACGAAGAACAACCAGUGGAACACGUCAGUGCGAUUGGUCUUUGCUACGCGGAACAACCAAUGCGCAUAGAAACAGCUUGUCCUUCGCAACCAGAGCAGUUUGUGGCAGCAAUCCAGAAGCAAUAUCCUGAUCUACCGUGGUUUGCUGAGAUUGCAAAUUUCUUAGCUGCUGAAAAGGAGCCUCAGAAGUUCACGGGGAACGAGAAGAGAAAAUUCUUAAGAGAGGCAAGGCACUACUUCUGGGAUGAGCCUUAUCUAUACCGACAACGCAAGGAUGGGAUCUUUAGACGAUGCGUUCCGGAGGCUGAAAUUCCAGGGAUCCUACACCACUGCCACGGAUCUUCCUACGCUGGACACUUCGCCACAUUCAAAACAGUCUCCAAAAUUCUCCAAGCGGGAUUCUGGUGGCCAACAAUGUUCAGAGAUGCUCACGCUUUCAUAUCCAGAUGUAAUGCAUGCCAGCGAAUGGGCAGUAUCAGCAAAAGGAAUGAGAUGCCUCAGAACUACAUAUUGGAAGUUGAGGUGUUCGACUGCUGGGGAAUAGAUUUUAUGGGACCUUUCCCACCUUCUCACAAGAACGAGUACAUCCUGGUUGCAGUCGACUAUGUCUCUAAGUGGGUAGAAGCAUUGCUAGUCCGACCAACGACGCACGAGUUGUAA